Messenger RNA from Closterium sp. Yama58-4, 1761 nucleotides. NCBI's taxonomy places the organism in Eukaryota, Viridiplantae, Streptophyta, Zygnematophyceae, Desmidiales, Closteriaceae. The record is from the annotation of a GenBank genome assembly.
AUGCGUCGUCCGAGCCGAUGGGAGAAGGCAGACGAAGCGAGCGAUCCGGACGUUAGCGACGCGGAAGGAAGCGGCGAAGGCGGCGCAGCGGAGAGGCGACGAUGGCGGAAAAGCGACGAGGGGAAGCAGCAGCACGAUGAGGGGAAGCAGUCGCACAGCCGUAACAGGCAAGGCCACACGGAUUCGCAUUAUACUUCCCGCCACCGUCACCACCACCACCACCACCACCACCACCACCACCGCCGGGAGAAGGACCGAUCCAGGCACACGCGCCGCCGACACAACGAAUCGGACGACUACGAAUCGCCGGGAUCCGCGUCAGAUUACGAGGCGUCUCGCGACAAUGACGUGGCGGAAGCGGCUACAACGGUCCCUGCUACAGCCGCUGUAGCUGCUACAGCUGGUACAGCUACUUUCGCGUCGCCAAUAGGCGACAGCGGGCCUGCCGCCUUCCCUUACCGAAAGGACCGACAUUCCGCAAAUAGGUCGUCUGGAUCCGCGAAACGCGCGCACAGCAGGGAGGAGGAGGAGAGCGGCGAGGGGCUGGAUCGGCAGCGGCAGAUCGAAGGAGAGAGAAGCCGCGACCGGGACGAUGACAGGGAUUCGAAACGCCGGAGAAGGCAACGAUUGGAGAAGGGGGAUAGGGGAACCGGGAGUCCUGAUAGGAGCCACGAUGCCGCUGAUAGAAAUGAUUUUCCGGAUCGCAGUCGGCGAAAGAGUCCGGAGAGGGGUUUUGCGCGGUUGAAAGGGAAGGGAGGCGGUGACGGUCGGCGUGAGCUGUCGUUUCAGGCGGAUCCCGCGGCAAAGGCGUCGCAGAAGGCGUCGCAGAAGACGUCGCAGACGGCUGUCGCGCGGCCUGUCGCAGGGCAGGUUGGCGAUGCGGGCGACGAUGGCGACGACGACGCGCACUGGAACGCGCGGUUCGUGGACAUCGAUGCGAUCGAAGUCGCGUUCGAGGCGCCUCGGAGCCCGUUGUUUGAGGAUCUCGAGGCGCCUGAAGACCUAGAGCGGUUCGGGGAAGGCGGGGUAUUAACGACGGAAGCUUUAAUAGGGACGUAUGAGAACAAGCAGGAGAAGCUGGGGGGUUCGAAGCGGGAGGAGCGGAGGGAGAAGGGGAGCAGAAAGGCAACGGAAGCGAGGAGUGGGGACGAAGAGAGAGAAGGGAGAGAGAGAAGGGAUUAUGUGGAGGAAGAGGGACAGCGGGGAGUGGAAAGGAGUGGCCGAGCGGGAAGAGCAAGGCAGGGAGGCAAGGGAGGGGAUGGGGCCGGUGAUGAGGAGUUGAAUCCGGUGAGGAGAAGGGAGGGUGCGGUGGAGGAGAGGGAAGAAAAGGGAGGAGAUGAGGAGGAGGGGGAUGAGGAGGAAGAGGAGGAGGAAGUUGAGGGUGGAUCAGCAUUGCAUGGUAACCGGGAGAAGGGGAGGAACCGGAGAGGGAGGAGAAGGGGACGAGAGCGAGAGAGGGAGAGAGGAAGGGACAGGGAGCGUGACAGAGAUGGGGAGCGGGACAGGGGGAAAGCACGGGAGGAAGGCGUAAGAGGGAAGGAGAGGAGGAGGAGGGAUGCAGAAGAGGAAUGGCAGGGUGACUAUAGGCGUGGUGAUUAUGGCGGGGAAGGGGAGCGUAGGGAAUGGAGGCAUGGGAAGCGAGGAGGCAGACGAGCAGACUCGCCUGUGCUGUCGUCUUCGUCAGGUGUGUCCCUUUUUUACCCACCACACCUUGAUGCAUCGUCAUUUUUCUGCAUCCUAAAACAUUUAUCUGCAUCCUAA